AUGUGGGGGACAGCCUCGCGGCCGAUGCUUUCUCCCUGCAUUCGCCUUGCAGUCUCUCACCACCCCGUCCGCGCCAGCAUCUCCGCAAGUAGAAGAAGCAUGACCUCUCAGCCCUCUCCGCCGCCAUGGCUCUCUUCGUUACUUGGAGAGAACAAUCCAGCGCCAAAGCUCUACGCAUGGACCCCCGCACAUCUCGGCCUCACCACCGCUUCGCCCUCUUCGUCCGCGCCGUCUGCCCGGCCUGCCGACGACGCCGACCGCCGCUUAUACAUCCUCGGCCUCGGCAACCUCGGCCGCAUGUACGCUCUCUACAUUCGCACUCGCGCCGAUCCGCCUCCCAUCACGCUCAUCGUGCACCGCAAAGAGCUGCUUUCUCAAUGGCACAAAAGCAAAGGUAUCGAAAUCGCCUGCAGGGACCAGGUCCACACAUGCAAGGACUUUGAUAUUGAGUGGUGGACGGAGGAGAAGCCGCCCGAGAUCGGCAGCGCCGCGCCCGUCCGCGAAGCCGCCGACGGGGGCACCAUUCACAAUCUCCUCGUCACCACCAAGGCGCAGGCCGCGCUGCCCGAGGUCGACCGCAUGCGGCGCUACCUAGACGCGCAGUCAACCGUGGCCUUUGCACAGAACGGCAUGUCCAAGCUGUGGCCGCCGCACGGGGCCUCCUACAUGGCCGCACGCUUCCCCCCAGACGGCGCCGCCGGCUUCCACGCGCUUCUCUGCGUCACCAACCACGGGCUUUACUCUACUGGUCCCUUUCGCAGCGUCUUUGCCUCACCCGCCGACGCCUACCUCGGCCCCGUCGUAACGUCUGGCACCACAUCCGCACUCGCAUCCGCAGCCCCCAGCAGCGCCGCGUACCUCACCGCGCAAGUGGUCGACACGGAAACCCUCGCCGCCCGCGCCUUUAGCAGCCUCGAUGUGUGGGUGCUGCAGCUCGAAAAGCUCGUCGUCAACACAUGCAUCAACCCGCUGUCCGCCAUCCUGCGGUGCAAGACCGGUCGUCUCUUUGCCAGCGACUCCGCCUUGCGCGUCAUGGAUCUCAUGCUUGCCGCCUCCAGCCGCAUCCUUCAAGCCCUCGUCGCGGACUCCAGCAGCGCCGCCAUUCUCGCGUCCGAUACGCAAGCCGGCCGCAGCGUCGGGGCGCUGCGCGCAGAGCUCGCGGCGCGAUUCGCCCAGCCGCGGCUGCGCGCCAUGCUGCACCGCGUCGGUGCACUUGUUCAGGACAAUAAGAGCUCCAUGCUGCAGGAUGUCGAGGCUGGGAAAGCCACAACCGAGAUUCGCGACUUCAACGGCUGGCUCGUCGACGCGGCAGCGUACCUCGGUGACGACGGCAUCGACGUCAGCGUGCACGAGCAGGUGAUUGACCUGGUCGAGCGACGCGUGGUGAUGAAUGAGGAGCAGCUCGCGGAGCAUUUUUUGGCAACGUAG
Molecule: messenger RNA, 1428 nt
Organism: Beauveria bassiana ARSEF 2860
Lineage: Eukaryota; Fungi; Ascomycota; Sordariomycetes; Hypocreales; Cordycipitaceae
Product: 2-dehydropantoate 2-reductase, putative
Exons: 1
Coding region: 1-1428 (475 amino acids)
Cellular component (GO): cytoplasm; mitochondrion
Molecular function (GO): NADP binding; 2-dehydropantoate 2-reductase activity
Source: RefSeq, a predicted model, not a curated record